AUGGAUCAACAAACCCCAGUUGUUAUUGGAGCAACUUCCACUUUUGAAAAACAGACUAAUAUCACUAAUGUCAUUGAUGCAAAUCACCCUUAUUAUCUGCAGCCUUCAAAUUCACAUGGAAUGACCUUGGUUCACUCCAGUUUUUAUGGAAAGGGAUUUCCAGGAUUGAGAAGGGGAAACAUACUGAUGCUUAAACCUUUACCUAGCAUGGAUCAUGCAUAUUAUAUGUUAUUACAAGAUGAAAAUCAAAUAGAGGUAUAUGUCAAUGCACAGAUCCCAUCAGAUUCAAGUUCAUUCAUGUUAGCAAAUCAAGGAAGGAACAUUCAAAAAACUAGAAAUCAGACAAGGUUGCAUGGUUUUCCUGAGGAUUUUCAAUUCCCCAAUCAAAAAGGAGAUGGAGCACAAGCAAAAGCAAAUGCAGGAAUAAUUGAGGAAGUACAAGAGAACUUUGUAAUGCAAAAUGAAUCUACUGCACAUGGUCUGAUGCAGUUCAGCAAGGAGCAGUGCACAGAAAUAGCAAAAAUGGUCCAUAAGCAGAUGCAGCUAGGGAAAACAAGCAUAUCUAAUCCAGAGAUCAAUGCCAUUGCUUGUGCUGGGGCAUCAGAACAUAUGUGUUUUGAUUCAUCUUCCCUUUCAUCAUUAAUUGCACUUCCUGUUCCAGUUAAUAUCAAUCUACCUAAUUCCUUUAGGAUAACUGUCACACAUACAGGAAGUGUACCCAUUCUACACAAUCUUACUCUUAAGAAUGUGCUCUAUGUCCUAGAUUUUAAGUACAAUCUCCUCUCUGUCACUAGGUUAUGUAUUCAAAUUAAAGACAAAUUUGAGGUUCAUGUUAAGAGAUUCACAUCUGACAAUGCUCUUGAGUUAGGAAGAGGUUCACUUGAGACAAUUUUUUUAAAAGAAAAGGGAAUUUUUCAUCAAAGAAGUUGCACUGCCACCCCACAACAGAAUAGGGUGGUGGAAAGAAAACAUAGACAUCUUUUGGAACUUGCUAGAGGACUAUUUUUUCAAUCUAAAGUCCCCAUAUCCUAUUGGGGUGAAUGUAUUUUGACUGCUACCCAUUUGAUAAAUAGAAUGCCUUCUAAAGUUCUCAAAGGGAAGAGUCCCUAUCAAAUGCUUUUUGGCAGAAAACCAUGUUACACUUCUUUGGAAUCAUUUGGAUGUCCAUGUUAUGCAUCUACCCUGUCCCAAGAUAGGGGAAAGUUUGAUGAAAGGGCAAGAAAAUGUGUUUUCUUGGGUUAUCCUACUAACCAGAAAGGAUACAAAUUUUUAGAUCUAGAGACGAAGCAAAUUCUGGUUUCCAGAGAUGUGCAUUUCCAUGAAGAAACCUUUCCUUUCAUGACAGAUGACCCUACAUCAUCCACAUCUCACACUCACUUCACAAAACCUGACAUAUCUAUUGAUUCAGACCCUCAAUCCUUUCUCCAUUUACCACAAUCUUAUCCUACCCCAUCAGAGACAACUACUGACCAUUCUAUCUCAUCACACCACCCCCUACACCUCAAGCCACGCCCAGUCCUAACCCUACACCAUCACCAUCACCUAAUCCUUCUACUUAAUCACAUAAUCCCAAUUCUGUUCCUACCAGAAAAAGUGAUAGACUUUCCCACCAACCUGUCUAUUUAA
Molecule: messenger RNA, 1626 nt
Organism: Lycium barbarum (goji berry)
Lineage: Eukaryota; Viridiplantae; Streptophyta; Magnoliopsida; Solanales; Solanaceae
Exons: 5
Coding region: 1-1626 (541 amino acids)
Biological process (GO): DNA integration
Molecular function (GO): nucleic acid binding
Source: RefSeq, a predicted model, not a curated record